CAUUGUGCUUUAACUGGUCCUCGAACACCAUUAUCUUUCCAACAUGCCUCCUACAUAAAAUAUCAUCAUCAUCGUCAAAAGAAGAAGACUCUCUUCAACUACACGCUUUUUUUACCCCCAUCUCUCUCUCUCUCUCUCUCUCUCUCUCUCUCUCACUCCCAUUCAUGGCGCUUACACAGCUCUCCAUUCUCCUGCUUUUCUCUCUCUCAUUACUUUCGCCCUCACAAUCACUCACCUGCACUUCCCAAAAAUUCACCAACAACAAAAUCUACCAGCACUGCAAUGAUCUCCCCCAGUUAAACUCCUACCUCCACUACACUUAUGACGCUACCAAAUCAUCUCUCUCAAUAGCCUUUGUUGCAACGCCGCCCAAGCCCGACGGCUGGGUGGCCUGGGCCAUCAACCCAACAGCAACCGGAAUGGUCGGCUCACAGGCUCUCAUUGGCUUCAAGAACCCAGAUGGGUCAGUGGCUGUCAAGACCUACAAUAUCACUUCUUAUGGCCCAAUUGCCGAGUCUAAGUUGAGCUUUGAGGUGACCCAGAAGAGCGGUGAGUUUUCUGAUGGGGUUUUCAAGAUUUUUGCCACGCUGGCGUUGCCGGAGAUGGGGAAGCUGAAUCAGGUGUGGCAGGUGGGGGCGUCGGUCACCGGAGGUGUGCCGGAUAAGCAUGACUUUCAGCCGGCGAAUUUGAAUUCUAAAGGGACCUUGGAUUUGGCUAGUGGACAGAGCAGUGCAACUGGAGGUGGUGGUGAUAGACACAGGAAAAAAAAUAUUCAUGGAGUUCUUAAUGCUGUGAGUUGGGGUAUAUUAUUUCCGCUCGGAAUCAUCAUUGCUAGGUAUAUGAGCGUUUUCCCUUCAGCAGAUCCUGCGUGGUUUUAUCUUCAUGUGUUCUGCCAGGUAUCAGCUUAUGCUGUUGGGGUUGCUGGUUGGGGAACAGGCCUCAAGCUUGGGAGUCAAUCUAAGGGGGUCAAGUACAGCAGUCACCGAAAUAUUGGAAUUGCACUCUUUGUCCUUGCAACAGUUCAGAUAUUUGCAUUGUUUUUGAGACCGGAGAAGGACCACAAGUACAGACUUCACUGGAGAAUCUACCACCAUGGACUUGGUUAUGCGAUUGUCAUCCUCAGUAUCAUUAAUGUGUUCAAAGGUUUAGAUAUUUUGGACCCAGAAGAGAAGUGGAAACGAGCUUACAUUGGUGUGAUUAUUGCCUUGGGUGUGAUUGCUGUAAUAUUAGAGGCAAUCACGUGGAUUAUGGUCUCAAAGAGGAAGUCGAGGAGCUCUACAAAACCUUACAAUGGCGAGCACAAUGGAGAUGGUCGGCAACAACCGCUUUCACAGUGAUGAAGUAAUUUGUUGGCUGGGGACUGAGGUUCCUCGGAAGAUAUUGUUUGUGGUGCGUCCCUCUGAUUGCUUUAAGAUAUUAUUAUGAAUAGGUUGUUUGUGUGCUUCCCUUUAUUUAAAAAAUUUCACAUUUUCUGUAAAAAUAGUCUUUGAUUAUCCCUUUAUAUUGUACACAUAUUCAGUAGCCUUUACGAGUACAUAACUUAUUCCUCUUGAAGCUGUCAGCUUCAUUCUUUAUGGUA
Molecule: messenger RNA, 1579 nt
Organism: Daucus carota subsp. sativus
Lineage: Eukaryota; Viridiplantae; Streptophyta; Magnoliopsida; Apiales; Apiaceae
Product: cytochrome b561 and DOMON domain-containing protein At3g25290
Exons: 3
Coding region: 165-1337 (390 amino acids)
Source: RefSeq, a predicted model, not a curated record